GCUGGAGCGACGACCGCGUUGGUGCCUGAGACGUCGUCCUUCGUCGCGUAGUCCUUUCCAACGCCCAAUAUGUGAAGCUGUGCGAGCUGCAGUUUACUGGCAAGUUCAAGCGUACAAUUACAAGUUACGCAAGGUCUAGAACCAGUUUAAGUCUUUCUUGGACGGCGGAAACUGCGUGGAUCCGAAGGGCUGGACAAAUGAGAAGCGUCUGUGCGGACUGCAGUUAGACUGGCUUUCGAAGGAUGAUUUGCAAGCAUGAAUGAGAUAGAAAUUUUUUGUUAAAGUUGUCAGAACGCAGAUGUGAUCUCUGAGACUUCUCGAACCUUCCAAGUUUGAGAACCUCAAUUAGCACAAGUUUUUUUGACCUAAUACAAAGUACAGCGCGUUUAACGUAUGCGGGAAAGUGAAGGGCAUAACUUGUAAAAAGAUUAACCAGUCGGGAUACAAUGGAGUAAAUGUGAAUAAAAACUGAUCAUACCAGAAUAAAAUUUUUAAUUAGAAUCAAACAUAAAACGGAAAGGAAAGAAGGAAGAUACAAGAAAACGGGAGGGAAAGUAAGCAAAUAUUUUCUGGAAGAUAGCACAGAUCCUUUGGGGAUAUUAUUAGGAAGGCAAGCGGCGGUACUUCUGAGUAACUCGCUGGCCUAAGGCUGGUAUUUGGAGUUGUCAACAAGAACGUCGACGCUUUGUUACACGGUAACAAUGGCGAUGAAGACAUAAUUUGCAACAAAGGCAUCGCCAAGCUUCAAAAUAGGCGCGAGGAACUGGUCGUUGGUGGUCCUGUGUGUUUUGAAAUUGCGUAAGCUAGCCAAAUAAAAACAAAACCCAUAUUUAACACGGAACACCUGCCCUGGAACUGAGAAGUGGAUAGCACAAAAUGCACACCACCUAAGAAGGAUCAUUUCAUUAGAAUGUAGGUGUGAAUGUACUUCCUCAUUGGUCAGAAAUCCCUUACACGCGUGGUGCUAGAUAACCGAAGCGGAUACGACAGACGUUCAGUAAUAAGAGAGAUAGCUGCUAAAUUACGUCAAUAGGGUACCCGCGCAACACAACUUAAAAAGAAGCGGAGGGAAGAAGACAACAAGAUGGCAGCGCAUACUUUUGUGGCAUUGGACUACGUGGUGCUCGUUUCAUUUCUCGUGCUGUCGGCGGGAAUCGGCGUGUUUUUCGCCUGGCACGACCGCCGAGGAAAUUCCAACCGGCAGUUCCUGACAGCCAACAAGCAGAUGAACUGGCUGCCGGUGUCUCUGUCAAUGAUGGCUAGUUUCCUGUCGGCCGCUUCGGUCCUCGGUCUGCCUUCCGAAGUGUUCGUGCGUGGCUCAACGUUUUGGAUGGGUGUCAUAUCUACCACUCUAUCGAUUCUCAUGGCUGCGUUUAUCUUCAUGCCGAUGUACUACAAGAUGGACAUCACCAGCAUUAACGAGUAUCUGGAGAAGAGAUUCAAUUCACGGGUCAUUAGGAAGAUAGGGUCCAUACUUUUCAUCGUGCACACGCUGCUCUACCUGGGUGUUGCAUUAUAUGGUCCAUCACUUGCCCUCGGGUCUGUGACUGGUUUCCCGGUAUGGUCUUCCAUACUCUUGAAUGGCGCCGUCUGCACAUUCUACACAUCAAUAGGUGGUAUCAAAGCAGUGGUGUGGACUGACGUCGUCCAAGUGGUCCUCAUAUAUGUCGCCUACAUCAUGGUCAUUGCAUCUGGUGUGCACCACUUAGGAGGCUUCAGUGCUAUGUGGCAAAUCGCAAGCGAUGGAGGCCGCUUAAUAUUCACUAACUUUAGCGUAAGCCCAUAUGAGACGUAUACGACGUGGACCAUGGUUUUCGGCUGGACUAUCACCUGGAUGGGCAUGUACUGCGCCAAUCAGACGCAGGCUCAACGCUACUCGAGUAUAGGAUCACUGAAGGGUGCCCGCAAAGCACUGAUGCUAAACAUUCCGGGCAUGGCACUUAACGUAACGAUGGCCGUGUUGUCGGGGCUGACCCUGUAUGCCGUGUACGGGAGCUGUGAUCCCAGACUCACCGGUGACAUCCGCAAGGCAGACCAGCUCGUGCCGUAUAUAGUACAAGACAUGCUCCAUGAGUACCCCGGCCUCAGCGGUUUAUUGGCUGCUGCUGUCUACAGCAGUUCUCUCAGCACGCUCUCAUCCGGAUACAACGCGCUGGCGGCUGUGACGUGGGAAGACUUCCUGCACCCUUGGAUACAAACUUCUGAAGCAUCUGCUUUGCGGAUAACGAAGUUGACGGCUGCUACCUACGGAAUUCUUUCGAUAUCAGUCGCAUUCCUCGUUGGAACUAUGGAAUCAAUCGUGCAGGCUGCCUCAUCCCUGUCAGGUGCCCUGUGUGGUCCAAUGGUUGCCGUCUUCGUCUUGGGCUUUCUUUUUCCCUGCUGCAAGAAAAAGGGUGCCAUUGCUGGGACCGUGGUGGCGAUAAUAAUCUCCGGUUGGAUGGCACUGGGAUCUAUUGUUUACCCACGGAAACCGUAUACUUUGCCCACGACCACUGCGGGAUGUUCGCAUUUCAACGAGACCAUCACAUCUGGAUCAUAUGAACCACCUCCACAUCCGAGUGGGAUCUACCAGUUCUACCACAUUUCUUUCAUGUGGGUCGCCUUCGUUGGAUUCGUCGUCCACGUGGUCGUCUCGCUGGUCGUAAGCGUCGCUUUCGAAUGGAAUGAUUCGGAGUAUGUAGACCCAACGUACGUCUGCCCUCUCGUCCGGAAGUACAUGCGGAAGAACCUGGACCAGCGGAAUGAGAGGGAGGACCAUGUCAAGGAGGCCCUGCCAGUGAAUCCAACGGCAGCGACGGAACUUAAAGCCUUGAUCUCCGAGCAUCACGAACGUGGUUAAUCAGAGUGCAGAGGAGGGUUUAUCAUGGGAAGACACAUUUCAUCUCUAUUAUUGACAAGCAGGGUAGACAGGAUGCUGACUUCUAGUCACAAGGCAUUUAGACCGACAAUAGUCUCCACGACUUGCCUGCACUAUUUGUCUUGCGCUGCGCUGACCAUUCAAGAAAAGUAAAGUGAACUUCCCAGGAUGCAGGAACACAUAUGCAUGUAAAAUAUACCGUCCACGUUGACGUAGCUACAGAAAAAUCUUCGGAAUUUGAUGAGAGACAGAGAGAGAUACACAGUUAAAAAAUGGCAUAGUUUACGGUAUUGAAUUAUGCACAUCAGACAUUUGAUGGUCCUCACACUGACAAGGGGACCCACUAAAAUGGCUAGGUAAAGCAGGGUGCGCAUGAAAUACUAGAAAACUGCAAGUUCUCUAAAAUUAUGAAACAAAAGGGUUUGGAGAAUUCAAGAAGGUGGGAAAAAAGAAGUGAAACGAAACAAUGACGUUGUCCUGGAAACAUGUAGCCAUAGAGUAACUUAGUUAAGGCUACGAAAAAAAAAAACUGAUACAUGAGUAAAACCGCUUUUGUACACUGCAGAAACAUUUUUUCCCGGCACACCUAUGUGUACAAACCAUGUCUUUUGCCGCUGCUGGUUGGGUAGUGAGGGAAACACAAGGAAACAAGUGUACAGGAUAUUCGUUUUCUUCGACUUAAUGGAGGCGUUGUACUCUGAAACAAGAUCUACUUCAAUAUGUUGCCCUAAUACGUUAACCUGGCAUUGCAUGUGAGUUGAAUAAAAUUUACUUAUAUUCAUGG
Dermacentor silvarum is the source of this 3641-nucleotide messenger RNA. RefSeq names its product sodium-coupled monocarboxylate transporter 2. Lineage: Eukaryota; Metazoa; Arthropoda; Arachnida; Ixodida; Ixodidae. Bases 1085 to 2839 code for a protein of 584 amino acids. The record is from RefSeq and is a predicted model, not a curated record. Gene Ontology annotation, biological process: sodium ion transport; transmembrane transport. Gene Ontology annotation, molecular function: symporter activity. Gene Ontology annotation, cellular component: membrane. The transcript has 17 exons.